AUGACUGUGUCACGGCUUUGUACAGGGUUCUAUGUCGACGAUUUGGUUGUGGGAUGCACGUCAGAACCCGACGCCCUUCAAGUGUAUGGCGACACCAUUGACAUACUCCAGGAAGCCGGUAUGGAUAUACGGAAAUGGACUUCAAAUUCAUCCGCACUUCGCGAGCGGUUUCUGUCGGACGAGGUUUCCUACGACAACGCAUCCGAUGGCAACGCAACAAUCAAGGUGCUGGGCUUGUUGUGGGACCGGGACACAGAUAGUCUCACCUUUUCGGUCAAACGAGCACUCACGUUGUCUGCGUCCCAUCCUCCUACGAAACGUACGGUGCUCAAGACAUUCUCCCUCAUCUAUGACCCGCUCGGCUAUCUCGCACCCUUCAUCGUAACCGUCAAGCUCCUGUUUCAAAAUUUAUGGCGCAAGUCGUUGCCAUGGGACGCUGAGUUUGCAACGGAAGAUCUUGUGGUCUGGGAGAAAUGGAAGGCUGAACUGUCAGGCAUCGAUGCGUUGCACCUGUCGCGUAGCGUCUUUCCGCAGAGCAAGGCCCUGCUUGAUGUGCAUUGCUUCGCCGACGCUAGUCCCAAGGCCUACGGCACAACAGUAUACGUUCGCAGCCGCCCCAAUAACGGCACGACUUCUACGCGGUUGCUUUUAGCGAGAGCCCGUCUAGCUCCAUUGAAAGAACUCUCGUUGCCGCGUCUCGAACUGCUGGCAUGCCUGCUGUCCACGCGUCUUUAUCGCCAUAUCUCGACGGUAGAAGCCUUAAAGGCUGCCCCCGUUCACUUCUGGACGGAUUCAAGCAUCGCGCUCCAAUGGAUUCAGUGCGACACGAACACUCGCCCCUCCUUUGUCAAGUCGAUGGUGGCAAAAAUUUUAUCGUCUUCACGACCGGAACAAUGGUGGCACUGCAACGGACGCGACAACCCCGCAGACCUAGUGACCCGCGGCAUCUCCGCCAGGUGCCUACGGAACAGCCCGCUGUGGUGGAGUGGUCCUCCCUGGCUGUCCGCAGGCGAUAUCGGCCCUCCUACAAUUCCAGACCCAAAUGUCAACGACACCUGCACGACGGUGAGCGCUGCACCGGAAGCUCCCAAUACCGAAGUGGUCGUUCAUCCAGUGUCGGCUACGCAGAACUGGAUGGACCUCUCAGCUUACAGCCAUAGGUCGGCAUUUUUCGAAAUAUUCAUUCAACAUCACAUCAUGUCCGGCCUAGCCCACAGCCCAUAA
Ornithodoros turicata is the source of this 1224-nucleotide messenger RNA. RefSeq lists its product as uncharacterized. Lineage: Eukaryota; Metazoa; Arthropoda; Arachnida; Ixodida; Argasidae. The record is from RefSeq and is a predicted model, not a curated record. The transcript has a single exon. The coding region runs from base 1 to 1224 and encodes 407 amino acids.